CAAUGAUAACUAUUGGCACAUUUGCAUAUAAAAGUUCAGAUUCGUGUUAUUUUGAUUACUAGUCUUUUACUCUCAGAUCGGUGACUAGCUGCAAUUAGCAAAUCAAUAUGAGUCGCGAUUUUCAAUCAUCACCAAAAGGUUUUUCCACCAAAGCCAUCCAUGCUGGAUAUAAUCCCGAUAAUUCGGAUUCCAUGUGUGUGGUCCCACCAAUCGUGAUGUCCACAACAUACAAACAAGACAGACCUGGCGAAUUCAAAAAAUACGAAUAUGGACGUUCCGGAAAUCCAUCCAGAGAUGUUCUGGAAUCUUGCCUUGCUUCAUUGGAAGGAGCAAAACACGGAAUUUGCUUUUCAUCCGGUUUGGGGGCAAUCACCGGUCUUUUAGGAAUGUUCCAAAGUGGUGAUCACCUCAUCACUGGAAUGGAUUUGUACGGUGGAUCGAAACGUGUCUUCAGCCAAAUCAGCACAAGAUUCGGAAUGGAAGUCAGCCAUGUUGAUUGUACAGAUAUAAGGAAUAUUAAAGAUGCCAUUAAAGUUAACACUAAAUUGAUUUGGUUGGAAACACCGACGAAUCCUACGUUGAAAGUCAUAGAUAUUAGAGCCGUUGCCGCAUUGUCAAAGGAAAAGAACAUUAUCCUCGCUGUUGACAAUACUUUCCUUACUCCGUACUUCCAAAGACCACUAGAGUUAGGCGCCGAUCUUUCUACAUAUUCUCUAACUAAAUACAUGAACGGACAUACGGACGUAAUCAUGGGGGCUAUCCUCACCAAUAAUCAACAGUACCACGAAAAACUGCGCUUUUUACAAAACGCAAUGGGCAUUAUUCCAUCCCCGUUCGAUUGUUCUCUGGUAAAUCGUAGUUUGAAGACCCUGGCUUUGAGAAUGCGCCAGCAUUCAGAGAACGGAAUACAAGUAGCCAAGUUCUUAGAAACUCAUCCUAAAGUAAAACAGGUUAUGCACCCAGGAUUGGCUAGUCAUCCGCAGCAUGACUUAUUCAAAAGCCAAACUUCCGGACAUAGCGGCAUGGUUGCGUUCUACCUCAAGGGAGAACUGAAAGAAUCCAUGAAGUUUUUGGACUCAUUGAAGAUAUUUACAUUAGCACCUAGUUUAGGCGGCUGCGAAAGCUUAGCCGAUUUACCAUGCAAGAUGACAGCCGCCAAUGUUCCUGUAGCCCAGCAAAAGAUCCUCAACAUCAAUGAUAGCCUUAUUAGGUUAACAGUUGGAUUGGAAGACAUCGAGGAUUUAAUCCAUGAUUUAAAGCAAGCACUGGAUUCUAUUUAACUGAAUAAUUAAUAACCAUAAAUCAACAAAAAAUAUAUAUUCUCAUUGAGUGCAGUAGCACCCAAUCAAGGUGUAAUCUU
Molecule: messenger RNA, 1360 nt
Organism: Nicrophorus vespilloides
Lineage: Eukaryota; Metazoa; Arthropoda; Insecta; Coleoptera; Silphidae
Product: putative cystathionine gamma-lyase 2
Exons: 5
Coding region: 108-1280 (390 amino acids)
Biological process (GO): transsulfuration
Cellular component (GO): cytoplasm
Molecular function (GO): pyridoxal phosphate binding; cystathionine gamma-lyase activity
Source: RefSeq, a predicted model, not a curated record